Necator americanus (New World hookworm) is the source of this 561-nucleotide messenger RNA. RefSeq lists its product as uncharacterized. The transcript has 5 exons. The record is from RefSeq and is a predicted model, not a curated record. Bases 1 to 561 code for a protein of 186 amino acids. NCBI's taxonomy places the organism in Eukaryota, Metazoa, Nematoda, Chromadorea, Rhabditida, Ancylostomatidae.
AUGGGUCCUACACCGAUCUCAGGCCAAGUUCAAAUCUACGUUACCGUUUCCGUGAUCUCAUUACGGUUGGAGCGCAUUGGCCUAACAAGUAUCUAUUCAUCUGCAGUGCCAGAGGUCUUUUGCUGCAUCUUUCAUGGACUUCUUGGCUGUGUCGCAUGUUUUCUUUCAAAGGCGGGAGCAGCGGAAUCUGGUGGUGUGAUGUGGUCGGAAUCAAUUCUCGCUUUUCUUGGAUUCCUCGAUUUAUACCAAUCUGGAAUCGGAGCACAAUUGUCCAUGCAGCGAGCGGUCGCUGACGCCAUAGUUGGACCGCGUGAUGUGUUGAUGAUGUUGAUGUGGCAAGUGUUAAUGCAUACGCAGAAUAAAGCCCAACAAGCGAUUCGAUUGGAACUUUGGCUACUCGUCAUUUAUUUGGUGGUGUAUAUUCGUUUCAAAAAGGUCACAUUGGCUAUCGGCUUGCUGCCCAUUGCCUUGUUCCAAAAGAUUGGAACCGUAGUAGCGAUUCGUGACACGACACAGUUUGAACCUCGACGAUCGGAUGAACUUGAAGACGAAUCUCUCUAG